UAACAACACAACUAUCAUAAGAGACGUGAUGGCGAAGCGUAAGAAGCCGAAUUAUUACGCAGUUCGAGUCGGCAGGAAGCCUGGCGUAUAUGACAACUGGGAACAAUGCGAAAAGCAAGUCUUGAAGUUUUCAAAUGCCGUUUUUAAGGGCUUCGAUACAUAUGACGCCGCCCUAGCAUUUGUAGGAGAUGCUACAGCUUCCAACCCCCCCGAUAUAGCACAACAGAUCGAGGAUUCAAAACCAGAUAAUAAUCCCGCGUCCUUAGGAGGUACGACAGGCGUCGUGAGCUUCAAGGUAGAAGAUGCCGUAGAAUCAAUGCCGCCGCCCGCUUCCCAGUCUUAUUUUGAUCAAUUUCCCGACUUUGCGCCCGAUAGCAGCGCGCCUUUUGACGACGAAUUCAGUCGCUUCGCAUCCUCCCAGGGUUUGGAAUCUGGGUCCCAGGAGUAUAGGAGAGAGCGGACUAAAGCGAUUCGUGACGAGUUGAAAUUUCACUACUCAUCCCAGGAUGCUACAGGGGUCCUACAAACCAUACCCGAGUUCCCUAAAAGGUCGUUAGACGACAGUGAAAAGCUAGAUAUUUAUCAGAACAUGUGUCGCGAGAUUGGCGUUAAUCCGCAGGAUACUAUCGCGGCGUGCAGACGAGAGCUGAAAGGGGUUUUGGUCAAUAUUGUUGAUUAUAUCGAUGCGCGUCGCAUAGGAAAGCCGGUUAAGAUAUGGGAUUGGAGUGACUUUCACUCCUUUUGCAUAUAUUCUCUGCAAGACGAUAAACGUAUGGAUAUACGGGAGGCCAAAGCGGAUGGGGGGUUCUUGUCGGCCUUGCUACAGAAAAUAACGGGUCCUCGUCCGAGGAAAAACGCUCUAGCUUCGCUGGCUGUCGGCAACCGAAAUGCCAAACGGAGAAGAACCGACCAGAGAGAAUCUAGCAUUGUAAAGCGUCGCCGCUUAUCUACGUCUUCGUUGCUCGAGUAAUACCAUAUUGGUCGGUUCUCGUUGAAAUCCAGUAGCUACGUAUUGUUAUGAAUCAAGGUUGCAAUAGUUUAAGGUGGAGUUUGUGGAUAGGUUUAUUCAAGUAAUGUUGUUAUCUUACAUCGUGGGUUUCCUUCAGCGAUCUCUACCGAAACUACAAUGUAGUCAAAUAUAAUCCCAGGUUUAAAUAAGCCGUUAGAAUUGAGAAAUUCCACUGAUCC
Molecule: messenger RNA, 1188 nt
Organism: Daldinia caldariorum
Lineage: Eukaryota; Fungi; Ascomycota; Sordariomycetes; Xylariales; Hypoxylaceae
Product: Caulimovirus viroplasmin-domain-containing protein
Exons: 1
Coding region: 29-970 (313 amino acids)
Source: RefSeq, a predicted model, not a curated record